AUGACGACGACGACGACGACGACCACCACCACCACCACCACCACCACCACCACCACCACCACCAUUCCAAUCACCACCAUUUCCUCCUCCUGCCCAUCUCGGUAUGACCAGCACCAUCACCACGACAACCACCCCAUCAUGAGGACCACCACAGUCAUUAUCAUCAUGAGCUGUCGCGUGAAGGCGGCCAGCCUGGACGGGCUGUGGCAGCAGCAGCUGGUGGCGCAGUGGCUGGCCAGCCAGAGCCCCUUCGCGCCCCACCAGCAGCUCCACCAGUCGCCGCCGCCGCCCCCGCUGCCCCCGCAGCACCAGUCGCCGCCGCCGCCCCCGCGCACCACGCCCAGCCCGCGCCGCCAGCAGCAGCAGCAGCAGCAGCGCGCCCAGGCGCCGUCCACGGCCGCGUCGUCGUCGUCGUCGUCGACGCCGCCCAGGCCGCGCUCGCGGCCACAGACGCCCAAGUCCACCUCUCCGGGCGCAGCGCCGCACUCCAGGGCCGCCUCCGGUGAGUCGCACACGCCGGGGGCUGCGGCUCUACACACUCUGGUCGUGUCUGCUUCUGUCAUGUAA
Molecule: messenger RNA, 567 nt
Organism: Schistocerca americana (American grasshopper)
Lineage: Eukaryota; Metazoa; Arthropoda; Insecta; Orthoptera; Acrididae
Product: early nodulin-20-like
Exons: 2
Coding region: 1-567 (188 amino acids)
Source: RefSeq, a predicted model, not a curated record